UUAGGUCUAUGCUUGAUGAUAGCGUAUUGUCAAAUAUCAAAAUAUUUAACGGCUGUUGUAAGUCAUAAAGAAUUUCAAAUUAAACGACGCCUAAUUCCUGAGUAUGAUAUAAGAAUAUAAUUUUCAAUGAAACUUUGUUUGAGAAAGAUUGAUUGUUAUAAUAUCCAACAUUGCAGAAGUAGAAAGAAGUAAGAAGAGAAACAACUUAACCAUGGCAGAUUCUUCAGAAUCAGAUCUUUGUGAAGUAACAAAUAGCCCUAAUUUCACUGGGAUGGUGAAGAGAGCAAAGAAAAUUACAGAUGAUUUACCAAAGGUAGCAGAUACCAUUGAAAAUAUUAUAAGGGGAAAUUACCGAAAGUCAAUUAUUAGUAGAGCAGUACAUCCAUCCUUAGUUUGUAGUACACCUUUUGCCCCAAAUAAAUUGAAGGAUAACAUCUCUUUUUCAAGUAUUUCAACAUUAUUAUCUGAAUCUGAGGAACAGAACAAUCAAAGUUAUAGAAAACCCCAAAAUCUCAAGCCUCAACAAAAAGAGAUUUCAAUUAAUGGUGACAAAAAUAUUUCAGCUUAUAGAGAGCCAUUGAUUGUAGAGAAUACUAGUGGACAACAAAUAUCAAAACCUUCUUUAAAUAGUUCAUUUGAAAAGGAACAAUUAGCUAUUGAUGAGUUCAGUAAACACCAAACAUCAAAACUAAAUAUUUCAACCAUUCAGAAAAAUAACAUACCAAAUAUUGUCAAUGACUGUAGAAUAGGAGAAGAAAGUGGCCUCAAUAAAUCAAAUAAAAUAAUCAAUGAGGAAAAUAAAUACAGUUCUACCGGAAGUGUGCAAUCUGCAAUAGAAAUAGACAAUCAAUUAUCGACCAGUAAACUGAAAAAGAGAAAGGCAGAACACUCUGGGCACAAGCAAAAUGAUAUCCAAUAUGAUUCACAUUCAAUUUCUAAAAGGAAAAAAGCAAUAGAAAGAACAAUAGAAGAAAGCAGUUCGAAUAGUGCAUUAUCUUCAGUUGAUAUUCCUGAUAAAUCUAAUUUCUCUCACUAUGUCCCAAAAAAAAAAGAAGGCAUUAUUAAAGAGAAAACAUAUUUUCCACUUAAAGGAAAAAUGGGCAAGACAAGAGCAAGAUCGCUUUCUAAAACAAAAAAAUCUCAUAUUAAAUAUGUGUAUGUUUCUGAUAAAGAAAAUGACAAUAACUCAGAUAUAGAAUAUAAGCAAAAAAAUGUUGUAGCCUCCAAGACUAUCGAAGGAUUGAAAUACUCUGAUAGUUCUGAAGAAUCUGAUUAUUCAGUUGAAUUGGAUAGACCUAUUAAAUUGAAAACAAAAAAAAUUAAGCCUCAAGGCAAGUUGAUUUACAUUGAAGAUGAUCCUGUGAUGGCAUCUGAGCAGAAAAUCAUUAAGCAAAGAAUUAACAAGGGAAGAUCAAUAUCUCGAAGAAAAAAAGAGUAUUUUCAUGACUGGGGUUCUAGGAAUAGAAAAACAAUCAAGGAAGUACUCAAAACGAAUAAUGUAGAAUUGAACAGAUUUCCUCAAAUUAAAAGGAGGACAAGAUUAGUUGAAGUAAGUAUGAGCGAUUCAGAUAUACCUGAAAAAGAAGAAAGGAUAAUAUAUUACAAGGUUCCAAAGACUUCCUCUAGAAGGCAUCUAAAGGAUAUCAUCUCUUUACCAGAAAUAGAACACAAACAUAGGGUGGUUCCAUCAAGAUAUUAUGAACCUUCAUGUUCAUAUGUAGAAAAAAAUGACUCUGAGAGACCCAAAUCAAGAAGGAAUUAUAGUAGACCUAGAAGAACUCGUGCAUCUUCAAAUCAAGGAAAUUAUUCUCCAGAAGAAUAUACAAGUUCAAGUGAAUGUGAAGCAGCCAAAAACUUCCAUAAUGAAAAAAAAAGUGCUUUCAAAAAAUAUUCUAGAUUAUCUAGAAGAGACUCUUACAUCUUGGAAAAAAAAAUUCAGAAUAAAAACCCUAAAUCAGUUGAAAGAAAUAUUGAACAAAAUAGCUUUCCUUCUACUGUUCUUCAUGGAAGGCAUGAAAAGUUCCUUGACACACCACAUCAAGUGAUUGACCCUCAUCAACAAAAUUUAAAAUUAAUAAUUACAGAAAUUGUGAAUGAUCAGUUGAACAAAUUUAAAAAUGUUUAUUCAAAGCCUUCAAAUGAAUCAGAAGGAAAAAGUGUCAACAAAAUUCUUGAUAGUGCAGAUGAAACAUCCAUUUCUAAUAAUAAGAAUAUAAACAAAAAUAACAAUUUAAGUAAAAAUUGUAAUAGCGCAUCAUUAGAAUCACAGGAAAAUGUUGAUAAAUCCUUCACUGGAGCUGAAAAUUCAAACAUCUCUAUCAACAAAACUCUUGAUAAUGCCUAUGAAACAUACAUUCCUAACAAUGAGAACAUAACCAAAAAUAAUGUUUCAAGUAAAAAUUGUGCUAGAGAAUUAUUGAAAAAUGUUGAUAAAAUUGUCGUAGCAACUGAAAAUUCAGAUAUCUCCUGCCCCUUUGAAAAAUUUGAUAAAAUUAAUAUAACUGAAAAAAAGAAAAUAUUGAAAAGACUUGCAAGGACCCAAUGCAGUGAAUCAGAUUGGGUUUAUAACUAUAUCUUUCCUAUGCUGCCACAAAGAAAAACCCAGAAACGCAGAAAAACCCCAAAUAAGAUCUUGAAUAGAAAUAGUCUCACUAAUAUUAUUGAAUUACUAUCUCAAAAACCUUCAGAGAUAGUUAAUGUAGAUAUAUUUACAUCUUCCAAAGAAUUUCAGAUGGAACCUUCAUUAAAUGAAAAACAUGAGAUACAACCAAGAAAUAUUGAUGUAACCACAAAUAGUAAUCCAUUACUUCUUAAUUCUGUUGAACAUUAUAUGAAUUCUAAGAACCACAAAACUAAAAACACCAUUGGUGUUUGUUCUCUACCAUCAAAAAAAAUUAUUAUACACAGUGUAAAAUCUAUAGUUGAUGAAGAAAAUUCAAAUAAAAAUGACAUGAAUAAACCAUUAACCAGAAAAAUAAAUGAAACUAUCACAGAGUUGGAAACCGAAAGCAAUGUAGCAAGUAAUUUAAAUGAAUCGUGUCUCAAUAAUUUUCUAGAGCCUACAGGAACACCUGAGGAGAAAACUGAAAAAGCUAUUUUAAAUGAGGAGGAUCGGACUGAAAUUCCAAAAAUCAGAUUAAAUACAAAAGUUUCACCAAAUGAAUCAAAACAUUUUGAAUGCAUUCCACAGGAAGAAAAAAAAUUGUCUGAUAAAAUGGUGGAUAUUAGUGAUAGAGGUACUACUUUUCCUUCAAAUCAAAUAUCUAAUUGUGUUGUUUUUCUUACGAGAUUACCUGAACAGAGUACAGAUGAAUCUACAAGAGUACCAAAAAAAAAGGUUAGAGCAUCAUCUAAUACUAAAUCACAAACUGAGAAUGAAAGACAGAAACUUGGAGUUAAUCUUUCUGAUAGUCGAAGAAUUUGUGACCAAAAAGAAGCUUCAAGUGGAAUUAGUAGCACUAUUGGUACAAGAAAAUCUACCAGAAGAAGAAAUGCAGUAUGCAACGAUAAUUAUUUGAAAAACAUUUUUGGUACACCUGAAAAAGGAAGAGAAAGAAAAACAACUACUAAACAAUCUGUUAAAAAGGGAUCAAAAACAAAUAAGGAAGGGCCAAAGUCAAAGGAAUCUGAAUACUCAACCGUUGAUGAAGACUCUGCAACUAAAGUAGCAAAAUCCAGCAAAGGAAAAAAAAACGGCAUUACCAAAAAACAAAAUAAAAAUUCUACUGUAGAACCUCUAUCAGAUCAAGCUGACGGGGAUUAUAUUAGCAGUAAUGGUUCUUCUACUCAUAGCAGGGCAGCAAGCCCCUUUGAAAAAGAGGACAAUUAUUCAGUUGAUGAAGAGCUGGACGAAAAAUAUGUGGAAAAAGAAAUAAUCACCAAAAAGGCUGCAAAAAGACAAGCAAAAUCAAGUGGGAAUAAAAUGACUUCAAGUGAUUCUGAAUCUACAUCAACAGUUAAAGAUUCUAAUAUAAAUGUCACAAAGCCCAAGAACAGGAAUACCUCUCCAAAACCUAAAAAACGAAAGAAAAGAAAGACACUGGGCUGCAAAAUACCUAAAAUGAAAACUGUAAAGAAGAAAGACGUUAAAUCUCCAUCCAAGAAAACAAUUGAAGGUUCUAUGGGCAACAUUUCUAUAGAGGCUAGAAAAUCUUCUGGAAGUAAAAGUGCCAAAAAUAUUCAUUAUAUGGAGGAAAAUAAUUCAUCAAUUGUUCAAGAUCAAUCCAAUGAUCCAGAGCAUUGGGCAAGAGGUGACAUGCACAUCAGGAAUCUUGGAAAAACUCAUACAGGAGUCUAUAGUUUAGAAGAAAAAUAUGGAUAUAUAGCUCUGCCACCCAAAUCGAAAAAAAAAUUCAUCAACACUGAAUAUGAUGUGUUUUACACCAGACUAGAAGGUGCCAAUAGCUUAUUAUCAAGGGAAAUUAAUCUACAGGAAGCACCACUUUUCUUCGUAAUACCUAAAGGAACACCUGCUUGCAUAAAGAACACUGGCGAUGGGCGUGUUUUAUUAUUUUAUUUAAUUAAAAAAUGAAUAUGGCAUUUGCAUACUCUUGUUCUCUCUUAUCAUUUUUUAUAAAUAAUUUCGUUAUUAAUGUUAUAUAUAUCUUGUUGAAUA
This is a messenger RNA of Harmonia axyridis, 4615 nucleotides long. Its product is annotated as metacaspase-2-like. The coding region runs from base 212 to 4531 and encodes 1439 amino acids. The transcript has 9 exons. The record is from RefSeq and is a predicted model, not a curated record. Lineage: Eukaryota; Metazoa; Arthropoda; Insecta; Coleoptera; Coccinellidae.